Molecule: messenger RNA, 4422 nt
Organism: Lutra lutra (Eurasian river otter)
Lineage: Eukaryota; Metazoa; Chordata; Mammalia; Carnivora; Mustelidae
Gene: DLGAP1
Product: DLG associated protein 1
Biological process (GO): signaling
Cellular component (GO): postsynaptic specialization; glutamatergic synapse
Molecular function (GO): molecular adaptor activity
Source: RefSeq, a predicted model, not a curated record
CUUUCAGUGACUGCUACUGAUACCUCUUCCUGGGACCAGCAAACGUCUGGUUUCCUUAGAUAUAAGCUCCGAUUAAUGGAGUUGGGGAACAGAUUACGCUCGUCUCACUAAGAUCAGAGCAGCUGAGCAUCACAUACCAAGAGUGACACCCAGUUUAAAAAAAAAAAAAAAGCCGCAAGGCUUGGAUCUUUUCCUGCCUUAGAAGCAAGAAAAAUGGAAAAUUGAUAAUCAAAGGUCUUUGCAGAAGACGGGUCUGGAACCUAACCACGGGGUGUCCAUGACCCCCGAGGUUGCCGCCCAUCAGAAAUGAAAGGGUUAUCGGGCAGCCGCAGCCACCACCACGGAGUCACCUGUGAUUCGGCCUGUGACUCACUGUCGCACCACUCCGACCGCAAGCCCUACCUGCUGAGCCCGGUGGAGCACCACCCCGCGGACCACCCCUACUACACUCAGCGGAACUCCUUUCAGGCGGAGUGCGUGGGCCCCUUCAGCGACCCGCUGGCCAGCAGCACCUUCCCGCGCAGGCACUACACAUCGCAGCAGGAGCUGAAAGACGAGUGUGCCCUGGUGCCGCGCACUCUGGCCACCAAGGCCAACCGCAUCCCCGCCAACCUCCUGGACCAGUUUGAGAGGCAGCUGCCGCUCAACCGGGAUGGCUAUCACACGCUGCAGUACAAGCGCACCGCUGUGGAGCACCGCAGUGACAGCCCCGGCCGCAUCCGGCACCUGGUCCACUCGGUCCAGAAGCUCUUCACCAAGUCGCACUCCCUGGAGGGCCCGUCCAAGGGCAGCGUCAACGGGGGCAAAGCCAGCCCCGACGAGACGCAGACCGUGAGGUAUGGCAAGCGCAGCAAGAGCAAGGAGCGCCGCGCGGACCCCAAGGCCCGGCCCAACACCUCCCCGGGCUGGUGGAGCUCCGAUGACAACCUCGACGGCGACAUGUGCAUCUACCACGCGCCGUCGGGCGUGAUGACCAUGGGCAGGUGCCCUGACCGCUCGGCCUCGCAAUACUUCAUGGAGGCCUACAACACUAUCAGCGAGCAGGCGGUUAAGGCCUCCCGGAGUAACAACGACGUCAAGUGCUCCACCUGCGCCAACCUGCCUGUCAACCUGGACACGCCGCUCCUGAAGAAGAGCGCAUGGUCCUCCACUCUGACAGUCAGCCGUGCCAGGGAGGUUUACCAGAAAGCCUCGGUUAACAUGGACCAGGCCAUGGUGAAGUCAGAGUCUUGUCAACAAGAACGCUCCUGCCAGUACCUUCAGGUUCCUCAGGAUGACUGGACAGGGUACACCCCUCGAGGUAAAGACGACGAAAUUCCAUGCCGAAGAAUGCGGAGUGGCAGCUACAUCAAGGCCAUGGGGGAUGAAGACAGUGGUGACUCUGACACAAGUCCCAAGCCUUCUCCCAAAGUUGCUGCACGAAGAGAAAGCUAUCUCAAGGCUACUCAGCCAUCCCUUACAGAACUCACCACACUCAAGAUUUCCAAUGAACACUCCCCCAAACUCCAGAUCCGGAGUCACAGUUACCUGAGGGCAGUAAGUGAAGUCUCCAUCAACCGAAGCUUGGACAGCCUUGACCCUGCUGGCCUGCUCACAUCACCAAAGUUCCGCUCUAGGAAUGAGAGCUACAUGCGAGCCAUGAGCACCAUCAGCCAGGUGAGCGAGAUGGAAGUGAACGGGCAGUUUGAGUCGGUGUGCGAAUCGGUGUUCAGCGAGCUGGAGUCGCAGGCGGUGGAGGCGCUGGACCUGCCGGUGCCCGGCUGUUUCCGCAUGCGGAGCCACAGCUACGUGCGGGCCAUCGAGAAGGGCUGCUCCCAGGAUGACGAGUGCGUGUCCCUGCGGUCAUCCUCCCCACCGCGCACCACCACCACCGUGAGGACCAUUCAGAGCAGCACCGGUGUCAUAAAACUGAGUUCUGCAGUUGAAGUGUCAUCUUGCAUUACAACAUAUAAGAAGACACCACCUCCAGUCCCACCCAGAACUACCACGAAACCUUUCAUUUCUAUCACAGCCCAGAGUAGCACAGAGUCUGCCCAGGAUGCCUACAUGGAUGGACAGGGCCAGCGAGGAGAUAUUAUCAGCCAGUCUGGACUGAGCAACUCCACGGAGAGCCUGGACAGUAUGAAGGCUCUGACAGCCGCCAUCGAAGCUGCAAAUGCCCAGAUCCAUGGCCCUGCGAGUCAACACAUGAGCAACAACCCUGCCACAGUCACUACCACGACCACCAUAGCCACUGUCACUACAGAGGACAGGAAGAAGGAUCACUUUAAGAAAAACCGCUGUCUCUCUAUUGGGAUACAGGUGGAUGAUGCUGAAGAGACUGAUAAAACAGGGGAAAAUAAAGCACCCAGUAAGUUCCAGUCCGUAGGAGUGCAAGUAGAAGAAGAGAAGUGCUUCCGCAGGUUCACUCGAUCCAACAGUGUGACAACAGCAGUACAGGCCGACCUGGACUUCCACGAUAAUCUGGAAAACUCUCUGGAGUCUAUAGAGGACAAUUCGUGCCCCGGCCCAAUGGCCAGACAGUUCUCCCGGGACGCCAGCACCUCCACGGUCAGCAUUCAGGGCUCAGGAAACCACUACCACGCCUGUGCUGCCGACGAUGACUUUGAUGCGGAUUUUGACCCUUCGAUUCUGCCUCCCCCGGAUCCCUGGAUUGACUCCAUCACUGAAGACCCCCUGGAGGCCGUCCAAAGGUCAGUGUGCCACCGGGACGGCCACUGGUUUCUGAAGCUUCUCCAGGCCGAGCGGGACCGCAUGGAAGGGUGGUGCCAGCAGAUGGAGAGAGAAGAGCGGGAAAACAACCUGCCGGAAGACAUUCUAGGGAAAAUCCGAACCGCAGUGGGCAGUGCCCAACUUCUCAUGGCCCAGAAAUUCUACCAGUUCAGAGAACUGUGUGAAGAAAACCUGAAUCCCAAUGCUCAUCCGAGGCCCACCUCACAGGAUUUGGCCGGGUUCUGGGACAUGCUGCAGUUGUCCAUAGAAAAUAUUAGUAUGAAAUUUGAUGAACUUCAUCAGUUAAAGGCCAAAUGGAAACAGAUGGAUCCUCUUGACAAGAAGGAGAGAAGGGCCCCUCCUCCAGUGCCAAAGAAGCCGGCGAAGGGCCCCGCGCCGCUGAUCCGGGAGCGCUCGCUGGAGAGCUCGCAGCGCCAGGAGGCCCGCAAGCGCCUGAUGGCCGCCAAGCGCGCCGCGUCCGUCCGCCAGAACUCGGCCACCGAAGAGCGCCGAGAGCAUCGAGAUCUACAUCCCGAGGCGCAGACCCGGCUCUGAGCGCCCGGCCUCGCCGCGCCGCCUCCGCGCUCUGUCCUCCCUCCGCCCCCCUGCCCGCCCUCCGAGCCCGUCCGUCCGGAGCUCAGUGACUUCCACUGUCGCGGUUUGUAGUUGUCGGUCUUGCAGGAGCCGUCCCCCAGUAGCCCCCGCCGCCCGGACCGUUUGCCAUGUUCUCCACCGAGCUUCGCCACCCGUACCGACGCGUCACCCUGCCUCAUCCGGAGAGCCGGCCCUUUCCUUCUUGGCAGAACCGAACCCACCUGUGUAGAAAUGGCCCCUUUAGGUCGCCCACCAUCCUCAGUUCCUCCGAGCUAGGUCUGUCCCUAGAGUUCAGCAAUAUAAAAUCAUAGGGUAUUUCAGAAAUCCAGUAUCACAGGGUGAUCCUUUGGGACUUAACCGUCUUCCACGUUGAAAGAUACUAGGGCUCGAUUCCCUUUAUUUCCCUAACGGUUAUUAUUUUGUAAAGCAGAUGGAGCACUUUAUUUCCAACCUCAGAAAUCACGCUAUCUCACCGGAAUCGAUGAGUGACAAGCCAAGAGGGGACCAAGUUGGGCCGGGGGUGGGGGACCUGGAUACGUAGUGGGGAAGGGAGAAGCGAAAUCUGCAGGUGCUGGCGAUACCUGCUUCAAUCACAGCUGCACAAAACUGCCUCACUGUUAUUCCAUCAAUCACUGCUUCAAAUGUUUCAAUCAGCAGAAGAUUGUAAAUUCGAUCUUUCAGGGAAAUUAAUCUAUUCUGAAAGGCAAUAACAUGAAGAAAGGCAAGGAAGCACUGAUAGUUUCAGAUAUACUACAUAAGGGGGAUUUUUUUUUGUCCUAUUAUUAAGAAAAUUUAGACCUGAAAUGUUUUAUCAACUUUUAUUGUACUGUGUGUAUUAUAUUGUUGUUGUGGUGGGGGUCUUUAAAGGGGAAAGUGUCGGUCCUCUUAUUUUGUUAGUGUCCAUCCUGGGGGGGCCUACCUAAUUACACGUAUUUAAGUACACAUCCGCUUAAGAAGUGCUGGAAAUGGCAGCUAGGGUGUUUUCAGAGAGAAGUUUGGAUUUUCCCAUCAUCCCUUUGAAUGCUACACAUCCAUCUGUUGUAACCCAGUAGUUUGUAAUGCAGACAUAUUUUCUCCUUUGGUCUUCUCUCAUUACUACAUAGAGCCCUAUCCCAC